Spirodela intermedia is the source of this 13175-nucleotide messenger RNA. Lineage: Eukaryota; Viridiplantae; Streptophyta; Magnoliopsida; Alismatales; Araceae. The record is from the annotation of a GenBank genome assembly.
AUGACGACGACGUUGAGGAGGAGGAGGAGGAGGAAGAAGAAGAAGAAGAAGAAGAAGAAGAAGAAGAAGAAGAAGAAGAAGAAGAAGAAGAAGAAGAAGAAGAAGAAGAAGAAGAAGAAGAAGAAUCCGCUCGUUGCAGCGGCUCCCGUUGGCGGCGGCGCCGUCGUAGCGGGCCAGCUGGUAGGGGAUACACCCGAUCUGCCCCACCGCCCCCACCGCCACCUUCCUCGCUCCAGUAUCGUACAGCGCCUUCGCCCACCCAAACAAAAAACAGUCACAACCCUAAUCCUAAAAACUCCCAACCCUGAAAACCCUAGCCCUAGCCCUAACCUUACCGUGAGCUGGCGGGUGUAGUCCUGGAUGAGGAGAGCGGCGUAGGUCUUGGGGUCGUAGUCGGCGCUGGUGGAGUAGGAAUCGGGCAUGAAGUAGUUGUUAAGGUAGUCGUUGCUGCCUAUGGCGGCGUAGAAGAUGCAGCGGCCGAGGAGCUCGUUGACGGCCGUCUGGUUCCCCCGGAGCAGCCGCCCAAUCUGCCGCACCGUCCCCCGGAACCUCUGCACCUGCUCUCCCAUGGGAAUGUGAGCUCCCUGCCACCCAAAAUCACCGGCAGUCAGUGGGAACCUGCAGGAAUAUGAUCAUGGAUAGCGAGAGAGGGCUCGUGAAAGUGAGCCAGAGUGUGUGUGUGUGUGUGUGUGUGUGUGUGUGUGAGAGAGAGAGAGAGAGAGAGAGGGCCGAUACAAUUUAACGUCCCGUUAGAGAAGUGAAAGAGCGCGAUUGAAGGGUCACCAGAUUGCUGCCGCUUUCCUCGCGGAUUCCGGAGGCGCCAGAGGCGUAGUUCAGCCCCCGGAGGAUGGCGGCCCCGCGGGUGCCCUCGUACGGCCGGAUGAAGCCCUGGAAGCCCAGUAGCUCAGCUGCAGGAGCGAAGAAAGUCAGCGUUUGAAACUACAUAUUCGUCGGGGAAAUACGUCAAAGUUGGCGAACAUCGUGCCCAGAAUGUCAACAGUGGUGCGGCCGUUGGUGAACCUCCCGGUGGCGCCGUCCGGGAAGUCAACGCCGUAGGGAAGAUAGUUGGCUCUGGCCAGCGUUAGAAUCCCGUUGUUGUUGCCGUUGUCGACCAGGGAGUCCCCGAAGAUGAAGAAGCACGGCACCUGGGGGGACUCCGUCGAGCAGGCAGCGAUUUCGAACGUCGCCAGCGCCAGAAGCGCCGCCGCCGCCGCUGCCGCAACGGUCAUGUUGCCGAGGAAUCCCAUUGUCCAGGAGAUCUUAGGAGUCGAUCGGUAGGAGAGGAGAGAUUUAUAUAGACUUUGGGGCUCCUCUUGGGUUCUUCCUCUUCCUCCAGUUUAAAUGGCUGCAGAGGGCGCGUGAAUGUGGGCCCGGUGGCUACAUGGGAGCUGCGGCGGCGGCGGCGGUGGUUCAUGGGGAGCACUCCGAUGGCGGUAGCUCGCCCGAGCGAUGCCCGUGGGACGUCACUUCUUUCCCUUUGUUUUCUCACUCCUUUACGGAUUGCAGAGGGAGAGAGAUGAGUACUCUCUCUCUCUCUCUCUCUCUCUCUCUCUCUCUCUCUCUCUCUCUCUCUCUCUCUAUCUCUAUCUAUCUAUCUGUCUAUCUGAUACAGUACAUAAUGAGGAGGGGCCGAGCUCCAUUGCAGUCUGGCUCAUAGCUUAUUUGCGGGGCGUUUCCCAGGGAUUGAAACCGUGGGGCCAGCCCGUUGACAAAUCUAGAUCUUGCAGGUGUGAAUUCGAAGAUGGUUCAGAGAAUUAUUCAAACAAAUAUUAAAAACUUCGCUUUGUAUAGAUAUGUUUGAACGUCUAUUUACUCACAUUUACCGGGCAAAGAUCACCGGCUUUGGAACAUCAGAAGGUUUUUUUCCCCAACGGAUUUUACUGUAUCUGAUUGCCAAGUACAACCCCGAGCCCUUUUAAACCAGAGGAAGGGUAGAGAGAGAGAGAGAGAGAGAGAGAGAGAGAAUCUUCGAAGGUAUUUUAUUCUCACCAAGACAUUAAUUACUGUGUAGAUUCAGACGAAACAUAAAGCUAACUCAAAUCUACGAUUAUUUCUACAAUAAGUAAAAAAAAAAAGAUUAUCAGUCAACGGGAGAGAGAGAAGAAUCAGCAUUACUGGAAUAUUACUGCUGCUCUGCCAUUUACGUUAGCAUGCACUCGAGCUCUGCCAAGGUAGGAAACACAAAAAUGGGAUACUUUCCCAAAAAAAGCAGGGGCGGGGGGAUCAUGAACACGUCAUGGAAGAGACAAAAAGCUCCCGCCUGCUUUCGAUGAAGCUCUGCCGGAACAUAUCAAACGUCCCGCACCCAAUCGCUCUCCUUAUCGAGCGGAAGAAGCCAAGGUAGUGGUGAGUAUUGUGUCUGCAUCCACACAGAAGAUGCCCAGAUCAUAGAAAGAGAGAGAGGGAAUGCGAGAGAGUGCGAGAGAGAGAGAGAGAGUGGAAGAGAGUGAGAGAGAGAAAGAGAGUGAGAGGGAGAGGGAGAAAGAGUGAGAAAGAGAGAGAAAGGGAGAGACAGACAGAGAGAGAGAGAGAGAGAGAAAGAGAGUGAGAGGGAGAGAGAGAAAGAGUGAGAAAGAGAGAGAAAGGGAGAGAGAGAAAGAGUGAGAAAGAGAGAGAAAGGGAGAGAGACAGACAGAGAGAGAGAGAGAGGGGGGGAGAGAGACAGAGAGGGAGAGAGACAGAGCGAGAGAGAGAGAGAGAGAAAGAGACAGACAGAAAGUGAGAGAGAGAGAGUGAGAGAGAGAAAGAGAGGGAGAGAGAGAGUGAGAAAGAGAGAGAGAGAGUGAGAGAGAGAAAGAGAGGGAGAGAGAGAGUGAGAAAGAGAGAGAGAGAGUGAGAGAGAGAAAGAGAGGGAGAGGGAAAGAGAGGGAGAGAGAGAGUGAGAAAGAGAGAGAGAGAGGGAGGGAGACAGAGAGAAUGAGAGGGAAAGAGAGAAAGAGACAGACAAAGACAGAAAGUGAGAGAGACAGAGAGAGUGAGAGGGAAAGAGAGAGUUAGAAAGAGAGAGAGAGAGGGAGAGAGACAGAGAGAGUGAGAAAGAGAGAGAGAGAGAGGGAGAGAGACAGAGAGUGAGAGGGAAAGAGAGAGUGAGAAAGAGAGAGAGAGAGGGAGAGAGACAGAGAGAGUAAGAAAGAGAGGGAGAGAGAGUGAGAGAGGAGAAAGAGAGAGAGAGGGAGAGAGACAAAGAGAGUGAGAGGGAAAGAGAGAGGAGAAAGAGAGGGAAAGAGAGGAGAGAGAGAAAGAAAAGAGAGGGAGAGAGAGAGAGAGGAGAGAGGCAAAGAGAGUGAGAAAGAGAGAGAGAGGGAGAGAGACAGAGAGAGUGAGAGGGAAAGAGAGAGUGAGAAAGAGAGAGAGAGAGGGAGAGAGACAGAGAGAAUGAGAGGGAAAGAGAGAGUAAGAAAGAGAGGGAGAGAGAGAGUGAGAAAGAGAGGGAGAGAGAGUGAGAAAGAGAGAGAGAGGGAGAGAGGCAAAGAGAGUGAGAAAGAGAGAGAGAGAGGGAGAGAGACAGAGAGAGUGAGAGGGAAAGAGAGUGAGAAAGAGAGAGAGAGAGGGAGAGAGAGAGAGAGACAGACAGACAGACAGACACAGAGAGUGUGUGUGUGUGUGUGUGUGAGAGAGAGAGAGAUAGAGAGUGAGAGAGAGAGAGAAUUCACGUCCUUACAUCUCAAGGAGGAUCUGGGCCAGCAUCUCGUGGACAUUGAGAAGAUGAUUAAGGUAGGCCCGUGUGUGGUUCCGACAGGUGAAGCAGCCACAGCCCUCCAAGAUCGGAGACUUGUCCUUCCUGAAGCAAAAAAACUUACUCGGUGGAGACAUGGUAGCCGGAAUCGGAUCAGCCGGCCAGGCUGACAACUGCUGACGCCAGCCAACCCAGUCCUCGAAGAUGAAGAAAAAACAUACAGACCUGUAAAUUGUAGAACUUAGAUUUAUCUUUGUGCCGUCGUUGACUGCACUGCUCGGCGGGAAGUCAAAAGGGCUUCUCCGAGAUUUGUCAACGGUGUCGAGGGGGAAGACGAGAGCAAGCCCUCCAAGUGUAAGAUGGUAAAUAUACCUGAAAAUGGGGCCAAAAUUCAACCCGGGAUCUGAAAAUCAUGGAAAGUGACAAGAACGAGGAAAAUUUAGAAGAACAAUACAUACGUGGAGUCAAAAAGAUCAAUCCCUGCAGCCACACCCUCCAAGAUUUCCUCUGAAAAAGAGGAAGAGAGAUUAAAAUAUCAUUUAUUUAUCAUGAUGAUGCAGGUUACUGUUUUAGAUAGCCAUGGAAUGGUAUGGGUGGGUUGAUUGAUCUAAUAAAGUUGGUUCAUUGGUAGAUAUAUUUCAAGGAAAAAAAAAAUCUAAUCAACUAGAACAGUUCUUUGUAGAAUCUGACGAAACGGGCACACAAAAAAGAAGGAAAAAGCACCUUAAUUGGUGUCUGCAAACGCUGAUCAUGGUAACUUUACCUGGGAGACCAAGUCCAGAAACAUACCGCAGUUUCUCCUCCGGCAAAUUAUCCUGAAAAUUUAGCUUCGAGAUUUAGUACAGUUUAUUUUUCGUUUAGAUUCAAUAUUAAUAUAGUUGUUUGGAAUCACAUUGUGUUUCUAGUUAAGGACAAGCAGGAAACAAUUAGUCCGCCAAAAUCACAUAUGUUAAAUAGGAGAAAUUAUAAUAGACGCCAGUAUAUUUUCAUAUAUCCCAUUUCUAGGUUAAUGCAAGGAAAAAAAAUCAGUUCAGUGUUCUUCACAUAAUUCGAAAUUACUCAAUGUUUCCUUGAAUUUAGUGAACAGAUUUAGGUAAUAUAUUCUGAUCUUGGAAAGUAUUUUUUUUCAGAUGAACUGAGACAGCAGUUGAGAAUAAUCAGCAUCUUAAUGGCCUAUUAAAACCCUCCAUUAAUUCGACUAGGUUAACAGAAAAAAAUUAUGUUGAUGUGAUUGUUUUUUUUUUCAUUUUUAGGAAGAGCAGUUCAGAAUGAUCCCAUCUCCUCAUCUUCUUUCCUAUGAAACUUCAAGAUAUUUAUUAAUUCAGCUGAUGAUGUACGUCAUUUUAAGCAGGAUGAGGAGAUCAAUGCGCCAUCAGGUAGUCUCAUAGUUUAGAAGUCCUACCACAACUGCAUUAAGGAGAGCAGGACGCUCUUCCAUGCUUUCUCCAAGACCAAAGCCUCCAAUCCAAUAACCUGAAUCAAAGUUCGUGGUAGAAGAUCAAUUAUAACAGACAGAUAAAUCAAAUGCUCCCUUGGAUCCAAAACGAUAUCUGUUGACGAGGAGAGUGAGUGAGAGAGAGAGAGAGGGAGAGAGGGAGAGAGGGGGAGAGAGAGACACACACACACACAGAGAGGGAGAGAGAGAGAGGUGAGAGAGAGAGGGGCUCCCCUCUUCCCCCUCUGGCUGAUUUUUUUGUUGACCAAAUUAAUUGAUCACGGCUAGAGGCAGAGCUACCACCCAGUGCUGGAGGGGAGGGAGCGAGGGAGACAGAAAGAGAGAGAGAGAGAAAGAGAGAGAGAGAAAGAUAGUAUUACUUCGGACUAGGCUGCCGAGGAUUGUAGCUUCAAUAUUAGAUCAAGUGUUCCUCAUCUCAUAGGUCAACAAAAAUAACUAAAUAAAUGACAGAUUAAAAAUAAUAAUACUUGAUUUACUAAUUCUGACCAAGAUAACAAGUGCAGUUCACAGAUCAAACGUGAACCCAGUUUUCAGUCGUUUGCUCACAGGGAAACAAACCCACAAGCCUCAUCAAAUUGUUCUCCCUCUCUUUCACCGCAAUAAGUGGAGAAGCCCACUGAUCUGUGACCGAAGUAGCAUAAGGACUAUAUUCCAAGUACAUUAUGACCAAAGGUAAAAUUUAAAAAAGGCAAAAAGUAUUUAUCUACAGACAUCAGAAAUAAAUAUCAUGAGUUUUAUUCCAUAGAAAAUAAAAAGACCAUGCAAUUGAUCAGAAAAUGCCCAGCAUGGUCCUAAGAAUCCUGAUAAAUAACCUGAGACAUUUCUUUUCGCCACUUCUUUAGCACACCGACUGCGUUCUUCUAAACUGGAUCCUCCAACAACUGCUCCCAAGAUCGCCUCUCCACCUGACUGAAUUUCAUAAGAUGGAUAUGGUUUCAGAACGUUGCCUUGAGAAGGCAUCUUGCACCGCUCGGGAGAGCAGUGGGCAUCAGGUAGAACAGCUGUUGGAAAAAAUCAUGGGAUGGGCUCUAAAAGAUCAUCCUGAUACGAUGACAGGAGUAUAGGAAUUCACAAAUCGCGAGCUAAAAACAAAGGAAAAAAUAGGAAAUUCACAAGAUCAUGUGGAUAUUUCCCAGAAUCACAAUAUCAAAACAGGCUAGAUACGGCAUCCAAACUGACUCUAGCUUUAAUGCUUUCGGUCAUCAAUGAAAUGGAAAACAUUAAAACAAGAUUAUUUUAGGUUAAUGAUAUGAGAUUGUGAAGAGGAGGGAGUGAUAGUCAAACUAGCACUAACUCAAGAAAACAGUAAAGAGAAUUGCCAUACACAUAAUUUCCACACUAGAUAGAUAGGUAGAUAGAUAGAUAGGUAGAUAGAUAGAUAGGUAGAUAGAUAGAUAGAUAGAUAGAUACAUAGAUAGAGAGAUAGAUAGAUAGAUAGAUAGAUAGAUAGAUAGAUAGAUAGAUAGAUAGAUAGAUAGAUAGAUAGAUAGAUAGAUAGAUAGAUAGAUAGAUAGAUAGAUAGAUAGAUAGAUAGAUAAAUAGAUGAACAGACCAGGUCUAGGGCAAUGCACUCAUCGAGCCAACGAAUUGUUCUUUCCACUGAAGCUUUAUUCCGCUUCUCAACAGCCCAGGCAGGCACCUCAUCUGCCAGAGUGGCCCAAAGAUUUGGCUUCAACGAAGAAAUAAUCUCCAUGUAUUUUUCUGGUCUUACCUUCAUCGGAAGACAACAUGAAAGCGAUGAGGAAUUUAUCUCCAAAGGAUCAGAGUAAUAGGAACAUCCGCCGAAAAUAAUUGUCUAUCAAGGACAGGGUAGAGAUGAUAGGAGUACCAAUAGGCGACCACUGGGUGUCUCAAACGACGCUCCAAGCUUGUUUGUACCUUCGAUCACAGGAAGAGAAUCGAUAGAAUCUCUACCUACGGAGACGAAGAGAUGCUCAGGCAACCCAAGCAUCUGACGCAGCCCCCCCAUGCUCGAAAUGGUUCUUGAUGAAGGGCAUUCCAUGCUGCAAACCACAAGAAACGAAUCAUAAGGAAAGAUAGAAACUAUUUUUGCGGACGAUUUUUUUUAGGAUGAAGAACUCAGAAUCGGCGUGGAUUUUCUUGAAAAACUCUGCCAACUCUCUGAUUUUGUUUUCGCGAGAUUCGCGCUAGAAACAGAGAGAGAGAGAGUGAUUGAGGAGAGCUGUCCAUUGGGAACUACGCCACUAAGUAUGUAGGUGUGGCUGUAGAUUUCACUCUGGAAUUUUCUCUCAGGCCCUCGAAUCCGACGAACAUCCGACGGUCGUGUAUAAACUACAGCACGGACCAUGAGGAGGACACGCGAUGGACUCACAAGUGGAGAGGGCUGACGUGAAGGAGGCGCGAGUCCGGGAGCGGUAGAGCCUGGAGGAGGUCAGGAGUGAUGAAGGAGGGCAGCCCCUUCCUCGUUGAGAGGAGGAGGGCGGGCGUCUCCACAGAAUGCUGGAAGCUCCCCCAGCCUUGCAGGACUCCCGCUCUAGCCUUUCCGUUCCCCCCGCCGGAGGUUGCUUUCACUGCGAACCUCAUCUCUCUCUCUCUCUCUCUCCCGCUCACUUCCUCCCUCCCUCUCUCUCCCCUCACUCCCUCCCUCUCUAACUCUCUCUCUCCUCCCGCCCUCCCUCUCUCUCUCUCUCUCCCCUCACUCCCUCCCUCCCCCUCUCUCUCUCUCUCCUCUCGCUCCUUCCCGGUUCAAACCAAUUUGGGCUGUCCAGGCCCAUACUCGUCACCCCAGCCCAAAGUAUGGGAAAAUGGGCCAAACAUAGGCCGGUUUCUAGUCCCGCCCGGCUCGAUCUUCUUAUGAAAUGCGUUCAACGGCUGAAAAUAUUUGGCCGGGCCUGGGCCUCUCUCCUGGGCCCAGGAAAGCCCACUAGGGCCGGCCUUUAGGCUAAUGGAUCCAAUAGGGUGACCAGCUAUUCAGAUCGUUCCGGCGUCGGAACAAGUGGACCUUCAAGAGCCUUUCUUAUCGGGUCCAUAUAACGUACGAUCGGGAUUGAUCCGGAUCUAGACGGUUCUUGACGGAUUCGAAUCUGGAUGGCAGUUAUUUCUGCUACCCGCAGUGGAUCCAAACCACCUGGAGACAGCUGGAGACAGCCUGUCACCAACCCAGUACUCCGCCCCUCUGUCUCUCUCUCUCUCUCUAUCUCUCUCAGCCUCUCUCUUUCUCUCUCUAUCUCUCUCUGUUCUGGUUUGUGCUUUUCUUCAACUCCGAGAGAGCGUACGUAGAGGGAGAGGGAGAGAGGGCGAGGGAGAGGGAGAGAGAGAGAGAGAGGAUCGAUCUCCUUGAAAAGGUUGGUACGGUUUAUCUCUGGAGCCGUGCGAUCGAGGGAGUGAGUCUGGAGUGUGGAGGAGGGGGCGAGUUGGCUUGGUUUCCGCAGGAUUUGGUUGCGAGGACCUAGGGUUUUAAGACACGGUCGCGCGAGAAUGCCGGCGGCGGAGGGGAUCUCUCGACGAGGUAUUUGCUUCCGUUGCGUGCUUUCUUCACCACCUUGUCUAGAUUUUUCAGUUUGUCGGGUCGUGCUUGUGAUUGAUCUGAUUUGAGAGGCCGGUGGUUUAUCUGUUCUUUCCGGUCGCGUGAAUGGAGUACUUCUACGUGGGAAUUGUCUGUAGUCUUCUGACGCAAUCCUGUGUCGAGUUUUCCGUUUCGCUGAAUCAAGCAUCAUGGUCUGCAGUCUGUUCUUGCUCCAUUUUUUGCCAACUUUUGUGGAAUGAAAGGCCAGGGUGUCCUCCCAAAAUUGAUUCCGUGCUUUCCCGAUUGGGCCUCCACAGCAGCCACAACCUACCGACGAUCUGUAUACUUCCAACGCUGGUUGUGAAGUUUUAGAAUGAAGUGUGCUAUUCGAAUGAGUUGGGAUCUUCCUAGAGCGGGCUGUGUGACAUGGCCGACUAUGAGAGUUCAUCCCGGCUGUCCUCUUUCCUUGACCUCAUGUAUUCUGAAUCAUAUUUCACUCGGUAUUGUGUCCAAGAGCCAGCCUAUUAUCUUCUAGUAUCAGUUUUCUUUUCAUCUGGUUCAUUAUAAUUUAUUUUUAAAAAACAUGGGAUUAGUCUUCUGGUUACCAUUCCUGACUUUCUAGGCUGUGAUCCUUGCGUGGCGUUAUGUCACUUUUCCUUCUAUUUUGCUAAUUUCUAGCUUUACAUUUAUUUAUUUUCGUCAAGACGUUGGACUGGUCUUCUGGUCAGUUGAUAGCCUUCUCUGACUUUAUCUCUGCUGACUCUUUCUAGAUGAUCUUUGAAGAACAGAGCCCGCCCUCUGCGAUCCCUCACCCCUGCUUCUCUGGUUUGAACCCCUCCGCCAGCAUGCCUCGUAUAAAUUUUAUGGGGUCCUAGUAAAGCAGCCGCCUUUGGAAGAUAAGCCGUCCGGAGGUCCUUCUUACAGCGGCGGGGGGGCGCUUGGCAUGGAUGCUGGAGAAGAGCAUGCGAAGAACCUGUGCUUCAGGUGAUGCCCCAGACCGGAUUCACCGCCGAUGCUUUCGGUGCGGUCACCAUCGCCCUGGUCUCUCUCUUCCUGGUCCUCGCCCUGCUCAGCGUCCUCUACUCCGUGCACUUCCGCCUGCAAAUCCAGAAGCGAAGCCUUCUUCAGCUCGGGUACUUCAAUGGACCUUGGGCCACCAGGAUCGCCUUCACCUCGGUCGCUGUUUGGUGGAGCAUCUGGGAGAUCAUCCGGCUGAGCCUGCUCAGAGGUAGCGGGAGGCCCUUCGCCAGCCCGCCAUGGCAGAAUCACGCCUGCAAGUUCUACAUACUCUCAAACAUUGGGUUUGCAGAGCCCACCAUGCUGCUCAUGCUGGUGUUCCUCCUCCGGGCCUCUCUGCAGAAGAGGGAGCUGGGUGCGCUGAGCCACCAUUGGAACGGGAGGGCCAUCGGCAGGGCCCUCUUCCUCUCCCUCCCCGUCUUCCUCCUGCAGCUCAUGGUCGUCUUCCUCGGGCCCAAGCUUCUUAACCGGGAGACGAACCACCACAUCAAGCUGGCGAGCUAUUUCUGGAGUGCCUGGUGCGCGACGGAGGACGGCGGCGCCGCCUGCACCUACCCUCUCUUCAGCACUCUACUGCUCGGGCUCCUCGACCUGGCACUGCUCGGUUACGCCUCCUACGCCGGUGCUCGAAUUGUAUCCCUGGCGAUCAACAGGAGACUCCGGCGGCGGGUCUGCAUUCUGAUCCUCUCGGUUGACUUUUUAAUCCUGCUACGGGUCGUCUUCCUCGGCCUCUCGAUCCUGGCGGCGCCCGGCGGCCUGCCCUUCGAGGCUCUCGUGUUCUUGGCCUUCCUGACGCAGCUACUCUGUGCCGCGGCGGGCGUGUCCGUGCUGGUCUUCUUCCCGGUAGCGGAUUCCCUGGCGCUGAGAGGGGCCCUGCAUUUUGACAUUGGAGAGACGCCCUUCGACGACUAUUACAGCGAUGGCGCCUCUCUCAUCUCCAAUAACCAAAGCCUCCGGCUGGAGCCUGGAAGAAGAAGCUCGGAUGUGUCUACCAAGCGGGGCUCGAUAUCUUUCAGGACGAUGAUCAGAGUGGAGCUUGCGGCUGGAUGUGACUCCGACAACCCCAGCGCCGCAUCGCCGCUGUACCCUCCCACCAGCUAAGACCUUGGAACCUCCACCUCUCCUCUGUCGUCAUUCUUCUUCUUCCUCUUCCUUCUCCCGAUCUUCCCCUGCCCCUCAUCUGAUUUGCAGAAAGGAGGAGGGCCCUCUCUCUUGUAGAAAUUGUUUUUUUUUUUUUUGUUAACCGUUUAAGGCAAGGUUUUCACUGUUCCAGCUGAUUUUCGUUGCGUGAUGCUGCUUAUAAGAAUAUCAACCAGGGUGGGAUGGGGAGGAGUGAAGAAGGGGAAAUUUCUGAAGGAAAGUUUGGGGGAGAACCACUAGAGUAUCAUAGCGUUGCUGUCGGAUAGUUGACUAUCUCCGAAAUGGCUCACUUUCCUGGAGUUUGAUUGGUCAAAGCUCCCAGCUCAUUACGUGUUUGACAGAUAUUGGGAUGGCGGCGGGUGGGGUCGGUUCUGCCUUGCCGUCCUUGACUUCCUCUGGGGGUUAAUCUUGACAGCUCAAAGAGAAGAUCUUUUUGACAGCACAUACUCUCUCUCUCUCUCUCUCUCUCUCUCUCUCUCUCUCUCUCUCUCUCUCUCUCUCUCUCUCUCUUCUGGGUGGCAAGGAUCAGGUUUGACUUGGUAAUGGCUGGGCCUUGCCUGGCCCAGAAAUCUCACCACCGCGGCCGAUUUUGACGUAUUCGAUCCGCCGAUUUAAUCCCUUGAAGCUCAUAGAUUUUCGAAUUGACCUUGAAUUGGGUCCUCUCUCUCUCUCUCUCUUCUCUCUCUUGUGUGCUCGGACUGUUGACUUCUGGGGGAACGAUCUGUCAAGUCAAACUUGAAAUAUGAGGCGGAGACCACCAUGGAUCCGCCGCCGGUUAAUAUCGGGCACGGCUCUCCAAACGGGUCUCUGUCCCCGAGUUUAUUCCUGAUUUAUUUUGUACACUUGAUUCUCUCCGACCAAGUGGCUGGAGCCGCUUAAUAUAUGCAUUUCCAGGAGAGAGAAUCUUCACUGUAUCAGAUCCGGCGGCCGAGAGAAUCUUGCACUCUAUCAUACGCCUCUCUCUCUCUCUCUAACUCUCUCCUACCUGUGCGCGACCCAUUUGGUGGGGUAUGGUGUCUGGAGGAGAGUCGCAAGGCAUGAGAAUGGGCAGCCCCGGCCGAGUCUUUCUUUCUGGGAAUCAUAAGCUCAAGUUUAUCAUCUACUUGGUAGUAAAAAUAAUAAUAAUAAUUCGGUUCAUUACUCGCCUCACCGACUAACCAUCAUCUUCGUGGACCCUCCGAUGGGCCACGUCUCUCUCUCUCUCUCUCUCUCUCUCUCUCAAUCUCACUCACAUUUAAGAGGACAGAGCAAAAUCGACUCAUUGGAACCCGUCAGAAUAAACUGUACAGGGAGGAUUUUCCAUUAGACCGACUCGGUCAGCCUCCUACAAAACCCUAAGCAGUUCAGUGGCACGCCCUAGAGAGAGAGAGAGAGAGAGAGAGAGAGAGAGAGAGAGAGAGUUGUUGGGCUUCUAAAUUGAUCUGAAAUAGGAUUAUACCCGUUGACUUUUUCCUCCAGGACUUUGUAAAAGAUGCGAGGCUCUGGCUGGACUUCGUAGGCACUACCACAUACCGGCGCAUCAUCAGAUAGCCCAAGGGGACAUUGAACAGAGAGAGAGAGAUUUGGGCUUCUAAAUUGAUCCGAAAUAGGAUUAUAACCGUUGACUUUUCUCCAGGGCUUUGUAAAAAAUGCGAGGCUCUGGCUAGGCUUGGUAGGCACAAGCACAUACCGGCUCAUGGCCAGAUAGCCCAAGGGGACAUUGAAGAGAGAGAGAGAGAGAGAGAGAGAGAGAGAGAGAGAGAGAGAGAGAGAGAGAGAGAGAAACCCGCUCCUUCCAUUCCCCAGGUGGCCGCCACCCGCAUUAUGAAGCUCCGGCCGAUGUUCCUCAGAUCGGGUGCCUACUCGAUGUCCUUCAUGGCAUCCUGCAUGGAACAGGGAGAUGAUCAUGUAGAUUCGAGAUAAAUUCAGCAAAGGGCUCGACAUAUUAGGCGAGGAUUCCACGAAGAAUGGGUGGUCAAACCAUUCACCAGCCCUGAGGUUUUUCCUCAGAUGGGCUAGAAACAAUCUUGCCCACAACCUAAACCCGUCAUCAUCUCCAAACCCCGCUCCCAGAUCCACAUGAACCCUAAUCGCCUCUGUAUACCCAAAAAGGCAUCAUUUUUUUCGGGGGCAUGAAACUUCAAAGGAGAUCGACAUCCAGCAGUCUACUCAGAGAUCUCGGCCAAACAUCAGCUGGGUGGGUAUGAAAUGAUGUGCUGGAGGGUGGGGAAGGGGAAUGAAAGCAGGAAAGAAGAUAGAUGAGAGGGGGACAAUAGAAAGGUACUCAUUUAGGCAGUACCUUGGCGAGCCGUGUAACAUAUGAUGCAGCCAACGCCGUGGCCAGGAGACCGAGGCCUAAUGUGAUCAACUGGCCGUUGCUUCCUGGUAAGCCUCCAGAUGAUUCUUCCUGCUGCAAAACAGAAGUGCAGUACGAUUGGUGA